AUGCUACAUGUAAUCUCCUUAAUACUGAGUGAGAUCCAAAAGCUUGUGCAUAACGAUUUUCAAGGAACAAUCAAUUACCUCUUCUCACUUCAAAAGACUCGCUACAUUAAUUUCGACAUGGCAACCGAGGAUGAUAAUUUUGAUAUUGAUAUUUAUGGCGAUGGAGGAUACAUUGGUAACGAGACCGAAGGGGAUUUCAAGGCAGAAGAACCAGAGCUUAUAUUGGACGCCUCUGACACGACCCUUCAAAAUGGGGUAGACGAUGGAACCUCAGGUGGUAAUGGUAACAAUGCAAUCGAGAACGGCAGCCACAAGAUCUUCAAAACUGACGACUCAGCGCAAGCCACCAAAGCACCCGAUAAUUUACAAUUACCGCAACCCCCACAGCAGGGUGUUAAGAGGAAAGAGAGCCCAACGGAUCGACCAAUGGAUCCUGAUGCAACCAGUGCAUUGUAUAUUUCUGACCUUUAUUGGUGGACAACAGACGAUGAGAUCCGUGGCUGGAUUAACGAAGCAGGAUGCGAAGAUGAGCUUAAAGAUGUCACUUUUAGCGAACAUAAAGUGAAUGGUAAAAGCAAAGGACAAGCGUUCGUCGAAUUCACUUCACCACAGGCCGCGACUGCCACGAAGCAUAAAAUCGAGUCUCAGAACACGGGAGUUCAAAAUGCAAGGAAAUAUUCUGUUAAUUACACUCAGCCGCAUAAUAACCCAUUCCGUACACUCCCAAAAGAUAAUCCCAUGCGUGGAAAAGACGACCGAUCAAGAUCCACGUCUACAGGAUUCAAUUCUCCUGUUCAGGGAAUGAAUUUCGGGAUGGGUAAUACCGGCGGAUACCGAGGGGGUCGCGGGGGCGGGUUUAAUCGUGGAGGUAUGGGGAUGGGCGGAUUUAAUACCAACCGUAAUUUCUCGGGGCCAAUGGGUAGUGGUGGGUUCCAAGGUGCAAUGGGCACCGGAUUCCAGGGACCCGCCACUGGGGGUAUCCAACCGUAUGUCGGGUUUAAUCGUGGAGGCAUGAUGGGAACUGGCAUGAGAGGCGCUCCGAACAUGCGCGGCCGGGGAGGUAUGGCAGCACCCAUGGGCGGGGGCAUGAUGCCCGUCGGGGGGAUGGGCGCUGUGGGAGGAAUGGGUGCAAUGGGUAUGGGUGGUAUGGGCAUGGGUGGAAUGGCCCAGAUGGGCGGAAUGAUGGGCGGAAUGCAAAAUAUGGGCAUGCAAGGGCAAGGCUUCCAGAAUCAGAAUCCGCACUUCAACCCGGCCUUCUUCGGUCAGCAUGGAGCCAGUGAUGGCACAUGGAACCCACAUGGGGCAAAGCGGACGCGUCAGGAAUAA
Ophidiomyces ophidiicola is the source of this 1326-nucleotide messenger RNA. RefSeq lists its product as uncharacterized. Gene Ontology annotation, molecular function: mRNA binding. Gene Ontology annotation, biological process: mRNA alternative polyadenylation. Bases 1 to 1326 code for a protein of 441 amino acids. Lineage: Eukaryota; Fungi; Ascomycota; Eurotiomycetes; Onygenales; Onygenaceae. Gene Ontology annotation, cellular component: mRNA cleavage and polyadenylation specificity factor complex. The record is from RefSeq and is a predicted model, not a curated record. The transcript is spliced from 4 exons.